Messenger RNA from Heteronotia binoei (common prickly gecko), 1329 nucleotides. Its product is annotated as vomeronasal type-2 receptor 26-like. Gene Ontology annotation, cellular component: membrane. Lineage: Eukaryota; Metazoa; Chordata; Lepidosauria; Squamata; Gekkonidae. The transcript is spliced from 3 exons. The coding region runs from base 1 to 1329 and encodes 442 amino acids. Gene Ontology annotation, biological process: G protein-coupled receptor signaling pathway. Gene Ontology annotation, molecular function: G protein-coupled receptor activity. The record is from RefSeq and is a predicted model, not a curated record.
AUGGUGACAAAGUUUUAUCAGCACGCCCUGGCCUUGGUGUUUGCAGUCAAUGAGAUCAAUGAGAAUCCCAAGAUUUUGCCCAAUGUCACCCUUGGCUUCCACAUCUAUGACAGCUACAAUAAUGCGAGGAUGACCUAUCACACCAACCUAGGCCUGCUCUUCAAAUCACUUAGAUUUGCUCCAAAUUACAAAUGCAUCCCCCAGAAAACUGUAAUAGCUGUCAUUGCAGGACUUGAUUCUGAGGUCUCCUUCCAUGUGGCGGACAUCUUAGGUGCCUACAAGAUCCCACAGGUCCCUCCCCUUUCGGUGUGUAAUGACUACUGUCCCCCUGGUUUUCACAAGAAGAAGAGGGAAGGGGAGAAAUUUUGCUGCUAUAAUUGUGCUCCAUGUCCAAAAGGAAAGAUUUCAAACCAGAAAGACAUGGAUGACUGCAUCACAUGCUCAGAAGAUCAAUAUCCAAACAAAGCACAAGAUCAAUGUUUUCCCAAGACGAUAAGCUUUCUGACUUAUAGAGAACCACUAGGGAUCAGUUUAGCCUCUGUGGCAGUUUCUCUUGCUUUGAUUACAGCUGUGGUUCAGGGGAUUCUCAUUAAAUACAAGGAUACUCCCAUAGUCAAAGCCAACAACCGGGAUAUCACCUACACUCUCCUCAUCUCCCUUCUCCUCUGCUUCUUCUGUUCUUUUCUAUUUAUUGGACGACCUAGGAAAGUGACUUGCUUGCUCCAACAAUCUGCUUUUGGGAUUGCCUUCUCACUGGCUGUUUCUUGUGUGUUGGCAAAAACCAUCACUGUGGUGGUAGCUUUCAUGGCCACCCAACCUGGAUCCAGGAUGAGGAAGUGGAUAGGAAAACGAGUGGCCAACGCCAUCAUCAUUUCCUGUUCUCUUAUUCAAGCAAGCAUUUGUACUGCAUGGCUAGGAACCUCUCCCCCAUUUCCAGAUUUGGACCCACGUUCAAUUACUGAAGAGAUUGUAGCAGGAUGUAAUGAAAGAUCUGUUCUCAUGUUUUACAUUGUGCUGGGCUACAUGGGACUUCUGUCCCUCAUCACUUUGACGGUGGCUUUCCUAGCCAGGAAGUUGCCAGACAGUUUUAAUGAAGCCAAGUUUAUCACCUUCAGUAUGUUGAUCUUUUGUAGUGUUUGGGUGUCUUUUAUUCCAACCUAUCUGAGCACCAAAGGGAAAUACAUGGUGGUCGUGGAGAUCUUCUCUAUCUUGGCCUCCAGUACUGGAUUACUGGUUUGUAUCUUUUUACCUAAAUGUUACAUUAUUGUCCUAAGGCCUAAACUGAAUAAUAGGGAACAAAUAAUAAAAAUAAAGAAUUACAGAAUCUAA